Aureobasidium namibiae CBS 147.97 is the source of this 645-nucleotide messenger RNA. RefSeq lists its product as uncharacterized. Bases 1 to 645 code for a protein of 214 amino acids. The transcript has a single exon. Lineage: Eukaryota; Fungi; Ascomycota; Dothideomycetes; Dothideales; Saccotheciaceae. The record is from RefSeq and is a predicted model, not a curated record.
AUGUGUCUCGUCAGCGUCAAGGAAGACCCCGACGAGUAUGCCGUUCCAGCUCGUGUCGUACGACGAGAACGCCGACGCUCACCACCUCGCACCACAAGAGUCUCUCGCGCAUACUAUGAGGAAGCUCCACGUCCUCAGGAGCGAACAUAUAUCAUACAACAACCUCCUCAAACUCCACCCGUCAUAGCCUAUGCCCCGCCAUUCGAGCAACAUGAUCAUCAUAGCCAUUACGACCCACCUCCGCCCCUACCGCCAGCACCUGCAUCAGAAAGACACUCUCACGCCGGCCCUCAAUAUGUCGAAGUAACACCAUCGUCGCGCUCCAGCAGUAGCAGCAGCAGCAGCUCAAGCGACGGAGGCCGUUCCAAAACAACUUCUCGCUCCAGAGCCACUGGCCCCCAGAGCGAAUAUCACCUUCGUGAGAAGGAGCUCUUGCGAGAGCGUAGAGGCCCACAGCAUCAUUCAAACAAGGACGAUUACGAAACAUAUCGCUACGUACAACCUCCUCGAAGCUCGGGCCACCGCAGCAGUGGUAAUCUGGGCCCCAGAAGCAGCCACAUCGAGGAUCCUCGUACCAGCCGCUCGAGUUACAAUGCAAGAGAGAUAGUGGUCGAGAGCGGCAGGCAACGUGAAUACCGACACUGA